Caretta caretta (loggerhead turtle) is the source of this 6951-nucleotide messenger RNA. It is a transcript of the gene BRD3, whose product is annotated as bromodomain containing 3. The record is from RefSeq and is a predicted model, not a curated record. Gene Ontology annotation, biological process: regulation of DNA-templated transcription; chromatin remodeling. Lineage: Eukaryota; Metazoa; Chordata; Testudines; Cheloniidae. Gene Ontology annotation, cellular component: nucleus; chromatin.
CAAAAACUGCCUUCCCCACAUGGCCUUGCGCCUAGGCGCAUGAGCUCUCCAUAGCUUUAGCGCAUCUAUUAUGCUGCCUUGCUGGGGAUAAAAAGAAGAGCAACUGGAGGGACUAUAAGGCAAACGUUGCUGGAGCUGCCGGGGCAAAGUUGCAUGGUUGGUCCCUGGAAAUGGGAUGUCAAUCCCAUUCAGGGAGCAUAAAGGAAGACAGAGAAUCUCCUAGUUGCUGCUGCAACAGUAAGUGAGACCCAGAGAUAGGAAAAUGUCGACUGUCACAUCAGCGAUACAGGCUCCACAGGGCCCUGUCAAUCCACCCCCCCCAGAAGUCACCAACCCCAACAAGCCUGGGCGGAAGACCAAUCAGUUGCAGUACAUGCAAAAUGUUGUGGUGAAGACCUUGUGGAAGCAUCAGUUUGCUUGGCCCUUCUACCAACCCGUCGAUGCAAUUAAAUUGAAUUUACCAGAUUAUCACAAAAUAAUCAAAAACCCGAUGGACAUGGGGACAAUUAAGAAGCGACUGGAACAUAACUAUUACUGGAGUGCCAGUGAAUGCAUGCAGGAUUUCAACACAAUGUUUACAAAUUGUUACAUUUACAACAAGCCCACGGAUGACAUCGUCCUCAUGGCACAAGCCCUGGAGAAGAUUUUUCUGCAGAAAGUAGCCCAGAUGCCCCAGGAGGAAGUUGAGUUAUUACCACCGGUCCCUAAAGGCAAAGGUCGCAAGCCAGCAGCGGGGGCACAGAGUGCAGGAGCGCAGCAAGCAGCAGCCGUGUCCUCUGUCUCCCCGCCAGCCCCUUUCCAGAGCGUCCCUCCAGCUGUCUCCCAGACACCCGUUAUCGCCGCCACGCCUGUGCCAACCAUCACCGCAAACGUCCCGCCUGUAACUGCACCUCCUGCUGCCGCUGCCCCUCCUCCUGCUGCUCCAAUUAUGACCGUGGUUCCUCCCACGCCACCUGUCGUCAAGAAAAAGGGAGUGAAGCGAAAAGCAGACACGACCACGCCCACCACCUCGGCCAUCACUGCCAGCCGGAGCGAGUCGCCCACCCCGCUGUCAGACCCCAAGCAGGCGAAAGUCGUUGCUCGCCGAGAGAGCGGCGGCCGGCCAAUCAAGCCACCAAAGAAAGACCUCGAAGACGGGGAGGUCCCCCAGCACGCGGGGAAGAAGGGCAAACUUUCUGAGCACCUCAAGUACUGUGACAGCAUCCUGAAGGAGAUGCUCUCUAAGAAACACGCGGCCUAUGCAUGGCCCUUUUACAAGCCUGUCGAUGCCGAGGCCUUGGAAUUACAUGACUAUCAUGAUAUUAUCAAACACCCCAUGGAUCUCAGUACUGUGAAAAAAAAAAUGGACAGCCGGGAAUACCAGGACGCACAAGGUUUUGCAGCGGAUAUUCGGUUAAUGUUCUCUAAUUGUUACAAGUACAAUCCCCCAGACCACGAAGUUGUAGCCAUGGCCAGGAAACUCCAGGACGUUUUCGAGAUGAGAUUUGCAAAGAUGCCAGACGAGCCCGUGGAGCCCCCGCCCCCACCUCCUCCGACGGCGCCGGUCGUCAGCAAAAGCACGGAAAGCAGCCACAGCAGCGAGGAGAGUUCGUCUGACUCGGACAGCUCCGACUCUGAAGAAGAGCGAGCGACCAGGCUGGCUGAGCUCCAGGAGCAGCUGAAGGCCGUCCAUGAGCAGCUAGCUGCUUUGUCGCAAGCGCCCGUGAACAAACCAAAGAAAAAAAAAGAGAAGAAGGAAAAAGAGAAGAAAAAGAAAGACAAGGAGAAAGAGAAAGAAAAAGAGAAGCACAAAGUGAAAGCCGAGGAGGAGAAGAAACCCAAGGUGUCCCAACCAGCCAAACAGACCCAGCAGAAGAAAGCACCAGCUAAAAAAGCAAACAGCACGACCACAGCUAACAGGCAGCCUAAAAAAGGAGGCAAGCAGGCACCUGCACCCUACGACUCUGAGGAGGAGGAGGAGGGCUUGCCCAUGACCUAUGAUGAGAAGCGGCAGCUCAGCUUGGACAUCAACCGCCUGCCGGGGGAAAAGCUGGGCCGGGUAGUGCACAUCAUCCAAUCCCGGGAACCUUCCCUCAGGGACUCCAACCCCGAUGAGAUAGAAAUAGAUUUUGAAACCUUGAAGCCCACCACUUUACGAGAACUGGAGAGAUACGUCAAGUCUUGUUUACAGAAAAAACAAAGGAAACCAUUUUUCUCAGAAAUUGUGCGUUCCUCCUCCACAGCUGCAAGUGGGAAAAAGCAAGCAGCAAAAUCUAAAGAAGAGUUAGCUCAGGAAAAGAAGAAAGAGUUAGAAAAACGGUUACAGGAUGUCAGCGGGCAGCUAAACAACAACAAGAAACCUGCAAAAAAAGAAAAGUCCAGCUCUGCUCCAUCCGGAGGCCCUUCCCGUCUCAGCAGCAGCAGCUCCUCAGAAUCCGGAAGCAGCAGCUCAAGCGGAUCCAGUUCGGACAGCAGCGAUUCGGAAUAAACUACAGACACUUAAAAAAAAAAAAAAAAAAAAAAAAAAGGACAACAUACACACCAAUACUCUGCAGUGUUCCCUUCUAUGGUUAAUAUACUACUCUUGUUCCAUGGUGGUCAGGUUUUUCUCUCUCUCUCUCUCUCUCUCUUAUUUUUUCAAUUUUUUUAAAAAAUUCAGUGUUAUAAAAUAUCUUCCAAUUUUUUUCUUUGCUUUUAAUAGGUCAAAGAUCUUUUUUGUGUGUGCGUGUGACUAGACUUUAUGAUAAGUAGUUCACUUUGCGUAAAGUCUCUAAAUUUUUUUAACUGAAGAUGGUUGCUUGGAUGUGACAAGAGCUUUGAACUCUUAACAAGAGAUCCAUAGAAAAAUCUGCAAGGUGUAGUAUACAGUUUUUUGGGUUUUUUUUUUUUUCCAAAGUUCCCUUUUAAUACACCCAACCUGGCUCACUACGACGCAAGGAAAAAAAUUUUUUAAAAAGAAAUCUCUGUAAAAUGGUACUGUAUCUGAAAGAUGUUAGCUUUUGAACUAGUUGGUGUAUUUGUUAUUAGCACUAGUAUUCUUAAUCUCCAAGUCUACAGUGUGAUGAAAAUGUCAGAUGCUAUCAUCUUUUUACAUAAAAAGACAAAAACAAAAACUCAUGUACUGUGGAUUGUUAAAAUGUAUCCUUUUUGGGGGGAGGGGGGAUAGAGGCAUAGGCUCCAAUUCAGGAAGGUACUUAAGCAUGUGCUUGACUUUAAGCAUGUGAGCAGUAGAGCUGGUCAGGCCCCCCCCGCCCUGCCGUGAAAAUUUUGACUUUUUGUUGAAAAAAUAAAACACGUUCAGGCUUUCAACAAAAAUCAACAAUUUUUUGAGGAAAAUCAACACUUUGUGUCAAUGAAAACCUCCAAUUCCCCAUCAAAAAAUUUUCAACCACCCUAAUGAGCCAGACCCCCGGACGUCAAGGAGACAACCCACAUGCUCAAAAUCAGAUAUGUGCUCCAAGUACCUUCCCAGAUCAGAGGCUCUAGACGGGUCGGGGAUAAAGUGGGCACUGUAGUUUCGGCCCAGGCCACGUCACCAAUGGAAUGGGGCAGGGAGGUGGAAUGUUUUUUAUCCUAUCUUUAUAUCAGCAAGGAGCUCCCAGGAGGGAACGCUACAUCUGUGUCUCGCAGGGUGCAGGUUUCCAAACACUGAAACUUUUACCUCAAGAAAAAAAAGAAGUGGGGGUGUGGGGGAGGGGGGGGGGGGAGGACGGAAAACCAGAAAAAAAAAAAGACUUUUUUUCCCCCCGUAAGGCUCCGCAAUUUUCUAUGAGAGUCCAGCCUAACAUUUAAACCUGCACUGCUGCAACACGUACAUCAUUGCCACUGUCCCUAAUUUCAUGUAUAUAUAAAUACUUUAUUUAUUAACACCAUUGGUCAUUUGAAACAUUAAGAAACCUGCAUUGUGAAGAACAGCAGAAAUGCAGAGGGGUUUUUUAAAUGGUUCGAACCAGCCUAAAAAAAUAAAUAAAUCUGAGACCUUAUUUAAAUGUAUUGGACUUUUUACCGACAGGUGCUACGGUCCAUUAUUUCCUGUGUCGGUGUUCUAUCACGGUUUGUGUACUCAGUUUGUUUCUUCUUUUCUCCUGCUUUUUUUGUACAGAAUUUGGAGACUUACAGGUAUAGAUGACUUCCCGAUGCUGCACAUUUCCCUUUUCUCUUAUUUGUAAUUUUUCCACAGAUCUUUCUCUCUCUCUCUGUUUUUGUUUUGUUUUGUUUUUUUAAUCCAGUUUUAGGAAAACCCCAGUUCUGUAAUAUGAACUUUGUAAUCUGGGGGGGCAGAAAUGUAUAGUAAAUUGAAUUCUUGAUUUUUUAAAAAAAACUUUUUAUUGUAAAGAAAAAAAAAUAUACAGAGUUUAACAGAAGUUAUGCUUUUCCAUAUCCCAGCCCCCAGUUCCCUGAGGCUACCUUGUUGCCUCGAACAUGGACAGCCUUGACAUUUGCCCUGCUGAGGCCCAUAUUAGCAGACUGCCAAGAGCCUUUGGGCUGCACCUUACCCUCAUAAAGUGGUGCAGGUUGCAGCUGUCCUCAUUUUAUAAUAGAGGGGUAUGGCCUAUGAGGACUGCAAAUCCCAGCAUGCAAUGUUCCCAGCAAGUUUAGCUUCCAAAGAGCUAGAAAGGAAACUUUGCAUGCUGGGACAUGUGGUCCCAGUAGGCCACACCUCUUUUUUGAAAGUGAGGGAAUCUAUGGGACCUGUUGCUAGAACACCAUGGCUUGCACUUUUGGGCAUCUUUGCGCUAAAAUGUUCAUUUUGGUGCAAAUGUUACUGUAUCCAGGCUCAAUUGUCACUCACUUAAUUCCCAUGUAACCACAUUUUAUUGGACAGACUUUCAGAGGAUAGACUCUUGGAGAUUAAAUAGGUGGCUUACCCUUGCAUCUGUCUAUCAACUACAUCAUCGUCCCCUCAGUCAGCAUUUCAGGAAAGCUGGUGAGGUAUUCCGACGUGACCGUCAUGCAGCUGAAGCGGCUCUGUGUACGUGUCUUAAUGACAAAACCAGCAGCAGUAGUCCACAGAAUCUGCCAAAGCCCCAGGAAGCAUUAUCCUCUUGUGCUAUAGGAAUGGAGCCUGAUUCUGUAAGACACUGAAUGCCUCCUAUAGGCUGCUGAAGAGCCUCUAGUCGCUUUGAAAUCAAUGGGCUAUUCAGCCAUUCUGCAGGAGGUGCUCAGGGCCUUGCAGAAUUGGGGCCUAAAGCAUUUGCAAGGAAUGGAUGAAUGAGGGUCUCCAGCAUCUUACUGAAAUUAACAAUUUACCUUUUUCAUUAAACUGAGGUUCAUUUUAGUUCCUAUAUUUUUUUAAACACUGCCCUUCGUUGUUUAAAAAAAAAAAAAAAAAAAAUCUUCUCCCCCAAACAGAUCCUUAGUAAUAUAUUUUUAAAAGUUACUGUGAGGAAAUGUAAUAUACAUCUAAUUAGAGCUUACGGUGGGUUUUUUUGUUUUUGUUUAAUUCUUUUUGAAGGGUGGGUUUGCCUCUUUGCUUUUUUGUUUUUGUUUUAACCUUUAAUGCGUGUUAAAUGAAACUGAGGAUUAUUUGGUUUUAAAUAGAUCUGAGCAAUUCAAUGCCAAUCUGGAAAAAAUCCUGAGAAAUAAGCUAUUUCCUUCAUACUGAAAUCCUCCCCCACGUGCAUCUGGGUUACAUCUAUUAAAUUAAUAUGAAAUUCACUCAGGGACGUAGUCAUUGGUGGCAAUUUAUGCAAGCUGAUGAUCUUUCCCGGAGUCUUUACAUCAAGUAAAUAAAAAGAAGUUUGAUACUUGUAAGAAAAUGGGGGUAAAAAAAACAAACAAACACCCACAGCAGAAAAGAGAAGAAUGUGCAUGUCCCUAAUCAACUAGUGUCAGUAUAUCAUUUAAAAGCUUUAUCAAAUGAUCAUAGGCUAAGGCUAUUUCUUGUCUCGCCAUAAGGCCUAGACUCCUGUGGAAGCUGAGGAAUAUCAGACUCCCAGGGAUCAGGCCCUAGUUCACCUAGAAGACAAAUGUGUUGGUUAAAACUUUUUCACUGAAUAGAUACAGUUGACGCAAAACAAAUUCAGUUUUUUUAUUGCUGUGAUUUUAAACUUUCCUAUAAACAGGGUUUGAAAUUGUAGAACUGAUUUCCAUUCAGAAUGUAAAAAGAUGUAUAACCAGUUACUACUUUUUUACACACACACACGCAUGCAUUCAAAUAGUACUCGGGUUGUGGCCUCGUUCCAUGUUCUCUGGUUGGUGGAAUCAGACUACAGUUACCUAAUUUAAUUUUCUCUAUUUUUUUUUCUACUUUUGGGACUCUUAGACCAGUUUUUAAUUUGUUUCCUUUUUUUAAAUGAUGUUUUUUACCGCUAGGGUUGGGGCUUGACCAAAAAAUACCCAACUUUUUAGUAAUGGAUUUUAAAAAUACAUGUUCUAAAACACAAGCAAUUCGCAUUAUGGUGCAAUUAUGGUGCAAUUGUGGGCAGGCUGUGAGUUAUACGAGAUUAAUACAGGGCAGGAGGAGGUCAUUACAUUAGCAGCAUUAUCCUCCUUGUAAAAUGGUUAGAUGCAUUUUUUAAAAAUGGUAUUUACAUAUCUUUUUAAAAAAUCAUUUUUUAAAAAUAAAUAAAACAACCCACCAGCUAGGAUUUGACACGGGCCUUUUAGAGCUUACGCCCCGAUAACUGGCAUAACAAUUCCAAAACAAUUUGUUGUUGUACAUUUUGUUCUUUUUCCUUUUUUUUAAAUAUUUAAAACAAAUGUUACUUUUCUGUAUGAUGUGCAUGCAAAUUUACCGUAACUCUUUUUCUUAAGACUUUUUAGUGCCAUUUCUAGUAUAUUCCUGUAAAUGUCAGUUACUGAAGAAUGAGUCAAUGUAACUAGUUUUAGCUUGUUUAUUGCAAAUGCUGGCCUCGACACAACAAAAUUAAAAAAAAAAAAGUUAGAAAGUAAUCUUUGAUGUUACUGGUAAUCAUGGACCCCUCUCCUGGGGCAUUUGUUUUGUUUUCAUAAUAAAAAAGAAAAAAUGUC